Messenger RNA from Puccinia graminis f. sp. tritici CRL 75-36-700-3, 1080 nucleotides. RefSeq lists its product as uncharacterized. The transcript has a single exon. Bases 1 to 1080 code for a protein of 359 amino acids. NCBI's taxonomy places the organism in Eukaryota, Fungi, Basidiomycota, Pucciniomycetes, Pucciniales, Pucciniaceae. The record is from RefSeq and is a predicted model, not a curated record.
AUGGACAUCUCAACAGUCACCAACGAGCGAGCCCGCGACGGAUUCAUGGACAACGUGUCCUGGCCGUUCAAACUUACAGUAGGAGGAUGUGUAUACACCUUAAUCUCACGUGGCUACUGGGGUGGAUCACACUACUGGUGUAAAGUCCUGCAGACUCACGGGAAGACCACUUGGGUCUGGUUGCACAACAACGCGCAAAACGAUGGCUAUGCUCAUCUCAUAAGCGCUGUUCCUGGAUCAAUAGCCGGAGCGGACAAGUCUACCAGCUUUUUAAUGUACUCACGUGCCUGGGAUGCUUUAGAAGAGGAGCAUGUUCAAGUUGCCAUUCAAAAAAUCAAGCACAGUCAUCCAAACCCACCAGGUGAAAUGAUCUUCAAGAAACUCAAGAACCUUCUGACUAUCUCGGCUGAUGCAGAAAGUGAUGCCGGCGGUGACGAUGAGGAUCUCCAGACAUGCAAACAACCCGAUUCAAACCAGGCACCCUCGGAGACCCGCCAGCCCAACGAUGAGGAUGAGGAUGAGUACGAGGAUGAACAACAGUUUGCCGUGUUUGAAUCGGACUUUGUGGGACUUGCCAAAGAAGAACAACUGGUUACUCAAUCGUAUCGAACCAAAGGAGAGCAGACGCCUGCACCCAAGCCGGAGCAGGUGACCAAACCCGAGAAGCCCAGCAAACCAGCCAUCAAGCGCAAAUGGAAGCCAACCAAGGUCAAGGUCAAAAAAGAUCCCCCAACUGUGAACAAGACUGCUGUCAUUAAAUCCGAGCUCGUCCCUCCCAACACUGCGGAUCCUGCUGAGGAGCGUCCAAAGGUUGACCCGAAGAAAUCCGAGAUUGUCCAGCCCCACACUGCUUAUCCUGCUGAGGAGCUUCCAAACGUGGUCCCGAAGCUUGUCCUCCGGCUGAAGGUGAACCCACCCAUUGAACAAGGCGCAAAAGCUCCUUCAUCCCAGCCGAAACUUACCAGCCCCAAGAUCACCCAAACAGAAAAAAAAGCUCCAUCAACCCAGCCCAAACUUACCAGCCCCGAGCAGAUCACCCAGCCAAAGCGUAGGUCUCAGAGAAUGAAGGUGAAGAUGUAG